AUGACCCUUUGCCUUCGACGAUUGCUAUUCUUUGCUUCCAUCCUAGUUUUUCGUAUUGAUUCAAUCUGAUCAUAUAUCUUCUCACUAUGGCAUCCCGCGCAGCACAGAUUGCAGGCCACUUGAACUGGCCUCAAGGCAUGCUUGCUGGCCAAGUAGCUAUAAUCACAGGUUCGGGUCAGGGCAUUGGCGCCGAGGCAGCCCGUCUUUUCGCAAAUGAAGGAGCCAAGGUCAUAGUAUCUGAUAUCGAUGGAGCCAAAGCACAACUGGUUGCAGACAACAUCAAGAAAUCCGGAGGCCAGGCCAUUGCUGUCCCAGGUGAUGUGCUCGAUGCCGAAUAUCUCAAAGACCUCGUAAAGAAGGCCGCUGAAUUUGGGAAUGGCAAGAUUCACAUUAUUGUGAACAAUGCAGGAUAUACCUGGGACGGCGUAAUCCACAAGAUGACAGACAAGCAAUGGGACAACAUUAUUGCACUGCAUAAUACAGCGCCCUUCAAGCUCGUUCGCGAAGCUGCCCCCUAUUUCCGAGUUACAGACGGCGAGCCCCGCUGCAUCAUCAACAUCUCGUCCACAUCAGGCGUGCACGGCAAUGCCGGCCAAGCCAAUUACGGCCUCGCAAAAUCGGGGAUCAAUGGGUUGACUAAGGUUAUUGCGAAGGAGUGGGGUCCGAAGUUUGGCGUUAGAGCAAAUUCGAUUGCUUUUGGACAUAUUUUGACGAGGUUGACAGCUGCAAAGGAGGAGGGUGCAUUUGUCACAACGCCGGAUGGGGAGAAGGUUGCUUUGGGCAUACCGGGAGGUAAGGGUGCUUUGGCAGCAAAUGCACAUGCAGAUAUUCCUCUGGGGAGACCGGGUACAGCUACCGAGGCGGCGAGGAGCAUCUUGGCUGUUGCCAGCCCAUUGUUUAGUUAUAUCACUGGGCAAGUGCUCAUGGUCACGGGUGGUAGAAACAUGUAGGGAAUACACAAAUUGUUUGUUUUUCUGUAUUGCUCUCCGUGUAAAUAACGGCAAACAUCUAAGCAUUUCGCGGGCUCUAAAUCAAUAACAGUGUUGUCUAGUUUUCU
This is a messenger RNA of Amorphotheca resinae ATCC 22711, 1057 nucleotides long. RefSeq lists its product as hypothetical. The coding region runs from base 87 to 950 and encodes 287 amino acids. The transcript has 4 exons. The record is from RefSeq and is a predicted model, not a curated record. Lineage: Eukaryota; Fungi; Ascomycota; Leotiomycetes; Helotiales; Amorphothecaceae.